AUGAGCGGUCGCAAACGGAAUCACGAAUCGGCGUUUAAGCCACGAAAGAAGAUAAAAAUUAAAGAACACCAAACAAUUAAAAAAAGUGCUCGAAAAGGUUUAAAAGUGAAUCUGCCCAUUAACACUGGAAAAUUUGCUCAGUUGAUCGACGUAUACGUAUUAGAAAUGACACGGUGCUACAUAUUGGGUGCACUGAAUUUGCAUUAUUUCACCAGUGAUCAUUUCAAGCGCAGUACAGACGAGCAAAUCGAAGCAUUCUAUACUCAAUUCGUCGACAAAAAUUUAUUUCGAGAUUGGUUUUACGGCGUUCAGUUCAUUGAGCAUGCAUUUAACGACGCCAGAGAAAGCGGGUACAGGUUGUAUUACGGCAUUUGGUACUAUUGCCAAAAAUACGGUGUUCGAGCUCCAGUAAUUGGAGGAUUCGGGAAUGUAGUUGAAUACGCAGUACAAAUGUUUUAUACAAAUUACAAAAAUAAUAUUUGUAUGCACGCUCACUCACGCAUCCGAAAGUUUUUCACACAUCAAAACGCGAGCAAAGCACAAAUUGAUGACACCAUGGAUUUCUUAUUCAAGCGAAACUCCAACUGUGUGCCAGACCUGAAUUUGAUGUGGGAACUGGAAAAUACAUCAAAGCCAAUCCGAUUCGACGAUGGGAAAGGGUACUUUUUUGCUAUGGAAAGCAAUUGGUUCAAAUACAUACCAAUAUUCCUGAAUUUGCAACAGUACAUUCGCAAUCAUGAACGUGAACGAAAAGCCGCAUUGAAGCGAGGUGAACGAACCGAGCUUCGUGAAUACAGAAAUUUCACCGUGCUACCAACGUCAUCGUUCGAAAGACAUUACAUUCGAAUUGAUCGUAGAGUGUUUUAUCGCAUGUUGAGACAGAUAGAAUGUCCACAUCGAUUAUUUCGCAAUAAAAACGGCGGCCCAAAACAGGAGGAAGACAUCAAAAAUAAAGAAUGGGAUGUAUUAUGGCGUCUGUAUUUCGACAUCGAUAGCAUCGAAAGAGAACCGAGAAACAAAAAUGAUGGCCAUGCAACAAUAAAAUUCGACAACUCCAUUCAAACAGAUGGUGUCGGUAUGUCAUUUUUGAUGGAACGAACAAAAUUCAUCAUUGAAAAAGACGAUGAAGAGCGUAUGAAAGAGACACAAGAGAUGCUUCUGAAAAGCCAACAGGUGUAUGGUCUCGAUCCUGGACUACGUUUGGUCAUUGGUGGUGUGCGCAUUAACAAUUUCAACGAUCGAAAUAAUCGCACUGAAACAAUCAUUCGAUUGACAUCGGGCCAAUACCAAGAUAUGAUAAAUUCAUCGCGACGGAACAAAUGGCGCAAAAAGUUGACAAUUGAAAUCGAUGAAAAGAUGCGUCUACAUCGUGAGUCAUUUGAUGAGCAGCCUGGUUCACGAGCCGAAGACCAUAAAUCAUAUGCUGAUCAUAUUUUGCGUCAUUUUGAAGAAGAGUUCACAGCAUACACACAGUAUGAAUACGCUUUGCAAGCAUUUCUCCAGUACAUUGACACGAAUAGAGCACUUGAUGCAUAUGCAACCAAGCUCAUCGAUGGUAAGCAAACGUUCAUAUUUGUCGGUGAUCGUUUCAUUGCGGCAGAUUCACCAGCCCGAGGAUAUAUUCGAUCGAAGGUGCGAGAUUUGUUCGAGAAGUUGAAACGUCGCCGUAAAUAUACAGUGGUCGAGGUGGACGAAUUUCGGACGACCAAAUUAUGUUCGUUGUGCUUCCGUGAACUUGAAAAACCGACAAAAAGAGGCAAAGUAAAGGAGAAAUAUCGCUAUCUCACAUGCCAUGGAUGCGAACCAUUGUGUGGAGAAAAUGUGCUUGGAAAAGCCCAAGGUCCGAUUGAAUCACGAAAAAGCAAUCGCAAAUUGACGCAGCAACGAAAACAUCGUCCCCGUACUGAAGGUCCACGUAUGGCAUCAAAAUUUAGUAAAUAUGAAGAGAAAACUCGAAUUGGGCGUACUAUCACCUGGAAUCGUGAUGCAAAUGCAGGUCGUAACAUUCUCUACAAAGGAUGGUGUGCUGUUAUGAAUAUAGAGCUACAUCCAGCAUUUCAACGGAAUGUUGAAGAAGAAGAAGAAAAUGCAGGAGAAGGAGAUCCACCGCCAGCACCACCAGCACGAGCUCGACAAUCAAGACGAGCAGCAUCCAAUCAAAAUCAACAAACAACACAACGAACAUUGCGUUCUCAUCUGGAUCAAGCGCGGAGCUCUCGGCCGUAAGCCCUGGGUUUUGUGCGGGAUUUCAACGUGGUCCUACAAUUCGCUACAAUUAGUAAGUAUUUAAAUUUAAUCCUACAGUGCUAA
This is a messenger RNA of Contarinia nasturtii (swede midge), 2310 nucleotides long. RefSeq lists its product as uncharacterized. The record is from RefSeq and is a predicted model, not a curated record. Bases 1 to 2226 code for a protein of 741 amino acids. The transcript is spliced from 4 exons. Lineage: Eukaryota; Metazoa; Arthropoda; Insecta; Diptera; Cecidomyiidae.